AGUAAAACGCACCUAAUCCGUUACCUUCCUAAUCGGUGAAAACCACCUAUUUCUAUUCCCCCUUUUGCCCAGAUUGGCUACCGAUUCAGAAUCACCUCCCUGAUUUACCCUCCCCCGAUCCCCUUUUCUCUUCUGUUCCUUCAUCCGAUUUCCUUCCUUUGUUUCUCUGCUCCCACUCCAUUACGCCUCUUUUCUGCCGAUUUGCUCCCUCCUUUUCUUUUCUUUUCUUUUUCUCUCUGCCACUCUUUCAAUUCCCUUCUCAACCAGUCGACUUUUUUUUUUCUUGUUCUCUCUGUCACUCCGAUUGCUCUCAGUUGGUGGGUCUCCAGGUUUCUGCAACUGUGAAAGGUAAAGGAAUGGAAUCACUGUAAUACGCUUCAACUCUCUUUUUUCUUUUCUUUUCUUUUCUAACUCUCUUUUUCUCUCUGUAAUUAGUGUAACAAAGGAAUCUAUGCCUUAGUUUUAUGAAUGUUUUCUUGCAUGGAAGUUAGGGUCCCAACUAUUUAAUUUAAUUUUAUAAGUUUAUAUUGGUGCAAAUAUGUAUAAUCGAAUGAGAGUGGUAGUGAAAAGCUGUAUAAAAUUGGUGUGAUCUUUUGAACUCUGAUGAAGUAUGAGUUGAAAUAUAACAGUGGGUUAUCUUCUUCAAUAAAAAAAUUGGAAGAAUAUAUAAAACAAGAGAGCCCUAUCACUUCUGUUCAGGAGAUAUGGGCUAUGGCUACACAACCGGCAUUUUUACUCUAUCUGGGCUCAGUUAUUGUAUUGGUCGUCCUUUUGAUCUUAUAUUUUGCACCAAGAUGUGGGCAUACAAAUGUGUUGGUUUUCACUGGCAUUUGUUCAUUAAUGGGAUCUCUCUCGGUGAUGAGUGUUAAAGCCCUUGGAAUCGCACUCAAACUAACCUUUGAGGGAAAGAACCAACUAGUCUACCUGGAGACAUGGUUCUUUAUGUCCAUUGUCGCUACAUGUGUCAUUAUACAAAUGAAUUAUCUCAACAAGGCCCUUGAUACGUUCAACACUGCAGUUGUGUCCCCUAUUUAUUUUGUCAUGUUCACAUCGCUUACAAUCAUUGCCAGUGUCAUUAUGUUCAAGGUGAGCAUGCACCUCUAUCCCCUACAUUGUCUACCGGACUCUUCAGUGGUAACCGUGAAACUCUGAAGCAUGAUGAAGAAAAUGAGCUAUCGCCUGAUGAUAUUUGUUUGAGGAAGCAAGAACCGUACUAAGAUGGCUAAAUUAGUAAAUUGGGAGUAUAAACACAUCUAACAUUUUGUGUGCUAUAAGUGCCAAGGUGAAAUCCAAGUUUCAAGAAUCCUUAGACGGUAACAGAGAUGAUUUUGCAAGCAUGAGUCCUGGUUGCACUAGACAAGAAACAAAGUGACUGAAACUACUUAAACAGCUGGGCUUGGAUUUCAUUGUUAAUCAUGUGCAGUACCGGGAUGCUACAAGCUUGGAGAGUGAAUUGGUGGGUGAUGGUGCUUGAAAGGGUGACAUUUUCAAUUGAAAAGCUCAGCAGAUAUGGGUGCUGAAGGAGACCUCAGACCUAGAUUUUGGCAAGGGAAGGUGGGUUUCUGAGAUUGUUGAAAAUUUUAAUUAGGUAGGACAACAGGAAGAAAAGUGUGCUUGUAGAGUAUGAUACAUAUGGAUAAAUCAAAUGUAGUGUCUAAGAUUAAUUGGAUUUAAAUUGUGGUUGUUGACGUGAUUUAGUUGCAAUGCAAACAUAAUGGAUAUUAUGUGGUAA
Messenger RNA from Gossypium raimondii (Peruvian cotton), 1732 nucleotides. Its product is annotated as probable magnesium transporter NIPA3. Gene Ontology annotation, biological process: magnesium ion transport. The coding region runs from base 604 to 1152 and encodes 182 amino acids. Gene Ontology annotation, cellular component: membrane. The record is from RefSeq and is a predicted model, not a curated record. Gene Ontology annotation, molecular function: magnesium ion transmembrane transporter activity. The transcript has 5 exons. Lineage: Eukaryota; Viridiplantae; Streptophyta; Magnoliopsida; Malvales; Malvaceae.